AUGAACCAUGAGGUUCUAGUGCGGAGCAUCCGCUCGCUAGCGAGCGCCAAAGAUCUUCCUCGAGCGCGGCUACUCCACGCGCAAAUCGGCAGCGCGCCGGGAAGAUUUCUUGCCAAUCUCCUCGUCCAGAUGUAUGGCAAAUGCGGCGCCGUGGAAGAAGCCCAGCGGGUCUUCGAUCAGAUCCCCGAUCCAAAUGCCUUCUCGUGGAGCAUCCUCAUGGCGGCCUACGAGCAGAACGGGGAUCUCCUCGCGAGCAAGCGUUGCUUCGAUCGAAUGACGCAGCGAGACGUCGUGUGCUGGAACGCGCUGAUCUCCUGCUUGGAUCGGAUGGGAGACACUGUCUCUUGCCGCAAGGCCUUCGAUCGGAUGCCCCAUCGCAGCCUCAUCUCCUGGAACUCGAUGCUCACGUCGAUCGCUGCGAAUGGAGGAGGAGGCGACCUCGCGCAAUCCUGGGAGAUUUUCAAUUCCAUGCCCGAGAGGGACACCGUCGCGUGGAAUUCGAUGCUUGCGGCUCACACCACCUGCGGCGUCGAUGGCGAUCUGGGAUCAGCGAAGAGCCUCUUCGAUCGGAUUCCUCGCAGGGACGUGAUCUCUUGGACGAGCCUCGUCCAGGUAUGUGCCACAACCAGGCAGUUUGAUCUUGCACACUCGGUCUACCAGAGAAUUCCCCAGAUCAACAGCAUCACUCGCAACACAAUGCUCCAGGCAUUCUCGGAUGACCAGAAUCUCACAGCAGCGGUGGAGCUGUUCACAUCCACGCCCGAGAUCGACGUUGUAUCGCGGACCACCAUGAUUCAGGCAUUUGCCCAGAGUGGGCAUCUGGAUGAUUCGAAGGCCCUCUUCGAUUCCAUGGCCGAUCGAAACGUUGUAACUUGGACCGCGAUGCUGCUCGCCUUCUCGGAUCACGGCCGAUCGAAUGACUCCCAGGUCGUGUUUGGAAGAAUGCCCAAGCAAAAUCUCGUGGCUGGAAACGCGCUCGUCAGCUCCCUCUCGCGAGCGGGCGAUGUCGCGGCUGCCAGGCUCGUGUUUGAAGAUCUCCCAGAGCGCGAUUCCAUCUCCUGGAACACGCUGCUCAUCGGCGCGGUAGAGGAGAGUUUCAGGAUCGACGGUGGAGAUUCAAAUCCAGCUCGAAUCGAUGGCGCCAAGAAGCUCUUCCUCCUUAUGCCCGCCCUCUCUCUCGUCUCCUGGAACGCGAUGAUCUCCGCCAGUGCUCGAUCGAAUCGCGUCACAGAUGCCCAGACUCUUUUCGAUCAGAUGCCCGAUCACGACACUGUCUCGCUCACCGCGAUCUUCCAAGCUUAUGCGCUGAAUGGGCAUCUCCAAGAAGCAAAGCGGAUGUUCGACUCCACCACGCAAAAAGAUUCCAUCCUCUGGACGUGUAUGAUCCGGGCGUACAUCGAGGACGGCCAGAUCCAGCGCGCACACGAGCUCUUCGACAGGAUGGACGGACGAGAUUCGUCGUGCUGGACAUCGAUGGUCCAGGCUCACGCCGUAGACGGCAAUACGGAAGACUCCAUAGCCAUGCACGAGAGAAUGCCGUACCACGGAAGGAUCGCAUCUACGUCGGUUCUGACGGCUUAUUCCCAGGCCGGGAAUCUCAGCUCCGCCAAGGCCGUGUUUGAAACCAUGCAAGAAAGAGAUAUUGUCGCCUGGACCGCAAUCCUUACGGCAUAUGCCCAAAGAGGGUAUAACCUUGAGACUUCUCAAACUUUCAAGAUGAUGCCCGAAUGGAGCAUCUUUCCUUUCAACGUCGCCGUAUGUGGAUAUGCCCAAAACGGGCACAUUGAAGAUGCCAAGGAGCUCUUUGACAAGAUGCCGGAACACAAUCUAAUCUCCUGGAACGCACUUCUUGCAGGAUAUGCCCAGAACGGGCAUUGCGAUUCGGCGAUCGGGGCCUUCCGUGCGAUGAACCUGGAGGGCGAUGCAGCGCCGAAUGACAUCUCCCUCACGAAUGUCUUGGCGGCCUGCGGCCACAAGGGCCUGCUGGAGAUGAGCCGGGAGUGUUUUGUGUCGGUGAGCUCCGACUAUGGAUUGAAGCAGUGCAAAGAGCAGUAUAGCUGUGUGGUUGAUCUGCUGGGACGACUGGGAGAAAUUGAGAUUGCCGAGGAGAUUGUGAAGGCAAUGCCAUUUGUGGCUGAUGAUGUGGUGUGGGGCUCUGUUUUAGGUGCCUGUAGAACCCAAGAGGAGAAUGGGAUGAGAGCAGCAGUUCAAGCAGUGGAUUGGAUUGCACAACUCAAUCCAGACAAUGGCUCGUGUUACAUCCUCUUAGCAAACAUGUAUGCUACGACUAAUCCCUGA
Molecule: messenger RNA, 2298 nt
Organism: Selaginella moellendorffii
Lineage: Eukaryota; Viridiplantae; Streptophyta; Lycopodiopsida; Selaginellales; Selaginellaceae
Product: pentatricopeptide repeat-containing protein At1g56690, mitochondrial
Exons: 1
Coding region: 1-2298 (765 amino acids)
Biological process (GO): RNA modification
Molecular function (GO): RNA binding; protein binding
Source: RefSeq, a predicted model, not a curated record